Messenger RNA from Triplophysa dalaica, 7372 nucleotides. It is a transcript of the gene myocd, whose product is annotated as myocardin. The record is from RefSeq and is a predicted model, not a curated record. The transcript is spliced from 12 exons. Lineage: Eukaryota; Metazoa; Chordata; Actinopteri; Cypriniformes; Nemacheilidae. The coding region runs from base 1080 to 3932 and encodes 950 amino acids. Gene Ontology annotation, biological process: smooth muscle cell differentiation; cardiac muscle cell differentiation.
CAGAGGAAAAGUCUUGAGAGAUCCAAGACUGGAGAUUACUUAAAGCAUAAAAUCAGAAGCCGACCAGAUAAAUCUGAGCUCAUCAACAUGCACAUUUUACAAGAGUGCAGAUAGCGGUAAACACUGCUGAUUUCAGGCCUUUCUACAACUCAGACAACUCUGUGGACAUGACUCGCUUGCCCCCUGGACCCCAUCUGGCUCCAUCACUGCGAUCAAGCCACAAGCAACAGAGAAAACACCUCAUGUGAUUGUUGUCCAAAAAAGAUUAUAAAAAUUGGAUAAUUUACCUGUUAAUAAAUGCAUGUUCACACCAAGAAAGAUAACUAUAAAGACAAAUAAAUUAGCAUCCAUGUCAGUGGAUAAAAACAUUAUUUAUAUUAAGCACGAUUCACACUAUUUCAGUGUAUGAACCCUUAAAAUUAUAAUAGUUUUGGAUUGGCUGUCAAUGUCAUCCAAGAGUGCCAUCCUUUAAGCCAAAGCAAUUUAUGUAUCUUUAUUGUUAUAGUUGUGAUGUCGACUCCACUAUCCUCUUAGACUUUGAGUCUUUUUUUAAACCAUCAUCCUUAUAAUUUUUGGUGUGAACAGACUGUAAAAAAAUCUAACUAGGAAUUAUCCAAAAUAAAUCAAAACUAACUGCUAUUUUCUACAUACUGUGUAGAUCUUCAAAGUAGCCAAUCUUUGCCUAGAAUUUACAAAACCAUACUCUCAGCACUUUAUUAACCACCUUAGGAAGGUCUCACCCUGGGAUGCUAAUUAAACAAAUGUUUUGUUUUGCAAAUUAAAAAUGUUAAUCUUGCCGUAAUUAUAUUUCUCUUUACAUAUCUUAUUUCAGACAAACAACAUGCCUUUAGAUUUAACAGUUUUAUGACAAUAAAAUCAUCAUCAUCAGUCAAGUAUCCCUUAACUUUUGAACGGCAGUGUAUUCACCAAGUAGACACAAGCUGCGUGUUUUGUGGCUGCGGUCAUUUCAACUGUUUACAGUGGAAGCAUUUUGACACUUCGAAUGAUCCGCGCUGACUGAUGAGCACCUAGGGUGCGCCCUGACUUGGAAACUCACACAAUAACUGUUUAUUCAACAAAUGACCACAUCAUUUAUGUGUUUGAGUGAAGGGCCGCUGUACUGGAUUAAUAGUGCUUACCAGCAUUCUGUUUAUCACGCAGACACGCCCAGCGAGGGCCCUGCUCAAGACUCGCAGACGAAACUCAAGCGAGCCAGGCUUGCAGACAACCUGAACGAGAAAAUCGCUCUAAGACCGGGCCCGCUGGAGCUUGUUGAGAAGAAUAUCAUUCCUGUCGAUUCCACUGUUAAAGAAGCAGCAAUAAAAGUGAACCAUGGGAAGUACCCCAAACAGGAGGACUCAUAUGCUUUUGAGGAGGACAGCAGCAAUGAGAGUCUGUCCCCUGAACAGCCCCACAGUGAAGAAUCGCAGGGUUUCGCUGAACCCCUCCUGGAGAACAAAACCAGUGGCUCGGCCUCCCCCACCCUUAACAGCACCAGCCAUGGGUCUCAGAACAAAGAUGUGACCACUCAAAACCAAGAGGACAAUGCACAUGCCACAAACAACCAGGCAUCUCCACCCAUUCCAGUCCCUGCUAUAGUCAAGCAGUCCAAAAUGUCUGACAAGAACCGCCACAAAAAGCCCAAAGAUAUCAAGCCCAAAGUGAAGAAGCUCAAGUACCACCAAUACAUCCCACCGGACCAGAAGACAGAAAAAUCUCCACCUCCACCAAUGGACUCCGCCUACGCACGGCUCCUUCAACAACAGCAGCUCUUCCUGCAGCUGCAGAUCCUCAGCCAGCAGAAACAUCAGCAGCACUCAUUUUCCCAUCAGCACCAGUGUGCACAGAGCCAGAGCUUCAGUUACCAGCCCUUAAACCAGCACACACCAAACAAGCAAUCCAGUGAACGACAAACAUCAUGCAGUUCAAGUGUACCAACUAGCGGUGUAAAUAGUAGCUCCUCAUCUCCUGUUAAGACCACCUACUGUAAUCCCACCCCCAUCACCUCAGUAAGGCCAGGACCAUUGCCUGCAAACCUGGAUGACUUAAAAGUGUCUGAACUAAGGCAACAACUGAGAAUACGUGGCCUGCCUGUGUCUGGCACUAAAACGGCCCUAAUCGAGAGACUGCGGCCCUUUAAAGAUUCCAGCUCCAGUUCCCCGUCCAGCUCAGGAGACAUCAGCACUGUGACUUUCCCAGUGACCCCCACAGGAUCUCUGUCGUCGUACCAAUCCCCAGGCUCUUCAAGCGUCAUGUCUCACGGUGGGGGUUACUACCCGUUCUGCAGCACCAGCUCCACUCCACCCAUCUCACCAGCCUCUUCUGACCUCUCAGUCAGUGGCUCCCUGCCCGAUAGCUUCAGUGAUGUCACCAUGUCCUCCCCACAAUUUGGCCUACAGCCAUCACCAGCCCAACUGAGCACAGAUGAAGCCCAGAGCAUUUCAGUUGGCCUUGGAGUGGGUUGCCAGGCCGGUUUAGAGUCUCUAGGUAUAGAUGCUGAAAAGGACAAGAUGUUGGUGGAGAAGCAGAAAGUGAUUGAAGAACUCACAUGGAAGCUGCACCAAGAGCAAAGACAGGUGGAGGAGCUACGGAUGCAGCUCCACAAGAGGAAGCGUGGCCACUGCUUGCAAGAUUGCCCUGCUCCACCACCAGGACACCUACCGCAACACAUGAUGCAUCUUCAGCCUCCAGCUCCGAUGCAACAAUUUUAUGGAGUAUCUGUUAAACAGGAACAUGUGGCUUCAAGCUGCCCUCUUUCAUCCAAACAGCUCAAAGGUUGCCCCAGCAAUAGCUGCUUGGAGAGGAUGGGUCACUGUGAUUUACACAGUAGUCCUCACUGCCUCGAGGUGCCUUCUUCUGGAAGUACUGCUGGCCUCUCAGCAUUUCUGAGCCCUCAAUGUUCUCCUCAAGAUUCGCCCGUUACCAAAAACUCCAGCAGCCCCCAGCCCAACAGCCUGCCUUCAUCCCCCAGCCACCCAUACAUGCUGACCCCACCUCUGGCUAGAGAUGGAUGCUCUCACCCAAUCCCUCAAAAUGGACCCAGAACGCAUAAUAUGCAGCUACAGCAGAAAAAUGUCGGACAGUCCGUAAGCUGCGGAUAUGCAUCUGACCGAAGAAGCUUGCAGCCUAUGUACCAAAGCCCUGCAGAGAACAACUUAAACCCCAGAGGGUUAUCCAAGGCCAAGAAUGCUAACUUGCAAAAAGAGGCAAUAUUGCACUCUGCCAGGCACGUUGAGCCAAAGUCUCCCACCUCCACCACUGUCUUCUGUAGUUCAGAUUCUUCUGCAUCCGACACUAAACAGCCCCCAUGCUAUGAGGAUGCUGUAAAACAGCAGAUGACUAGAAGCCAGCAGAUGGAUGAACUUCUAGACGUCCUUAUUGAGAGCGGAGAAAUGCCAGCUAACGCCAAAGACGAGAGGUCACCUGUAACCAAAGUUGUGCCUCACCUUACAGUUUCACCGACCGGCGGCGCAACUUCCAUACCGAAGUUCCACAGACACUUCAGCCACACCUUGAUUCCCUACGAACACACGGGAGGUCACGGGGACGGCCACUUGGAGGUGCUGCUGAGUCGGCAAGGAGACGCGGUGCUUCUAAAGAUGGGUGGUGAAGAGGGACAGUUGGAGGAGGCGGGAGAAAGCUUCACAGUCCCGCAACACGAUGAGAAGUUGCUUAUCAACCGUGAUAUGAUGGACACACCUUUAACCACAAUGGCAACCAAAGUCUUGCCGGUUGCUGCAGAGAACCAAGGGCUUUUUACAGAGUCACCGUGGGAAACGAUGGAAUGGUUGGACCUGACUCCACCCAGCUCGGCUACAGCGUUUAAUAACAGCAUCCCUCCUCCCGGCCCGAGCAUCUUCAACACGGAAUUCCUUGACGUGACAGAUAUCAAUUUGAACUCUGCAAUGGAUCUGCACUUAGAACACUGGUGAGCUGGAGCACACUCUUCCGACAGCAAGAUAACCAGCAAAUGUUUCAAUGCCAAAGCAUCACUAAGCACUUCGAAAACAUCAUGUCAAAACCAUGUCAAAAAAAGAUCUCAACAUGCUGCAGAUGAGAUGAGAUUUUAUUCAUCUUUCUAGCUUUAGGACUCUUUAUAAGUUUGGCUGAAAGUAAGCAUGUGUGUUUUAAUAUUGUUUUAUCACAGUCCAUCAAAACUUGAAAAUCGUUUUGAAUGGAUUCUGGGAAGAAUGUUUUUAUUACUGGAAAAAAGAAAGAUCCUACAAAGCAAAUUGGAUUCAAGCAGGGAUGUCCAUACCAAAUUCAAAAGCAUUUUGUGAAAUCAUUUGUAAAUAUUCCAUUGUACGGACAACAAAGAAACCAAUUUGACGUUUUAUUUUAUAUGCACAUUUGUGGUGUGGGAAACAGAUGUUCACGAACAUCAAUCUAGUAUAUCACGUACUCUAUUGUGCUUUGUAAAUAAUACUUCACACUUUGCACCUUGAGUAGUAUAGGGCUUAGUCCUAAAUGUCACACUUUUGCUUCUGCAUAUAUUUUUAUAAGCAUUUAUUUUUCUGUUAUCUCUAAUUGUUUAAUUUAUUUAGAGACCCGAAGCUUUUGGUUUUUGUGUUACUCUUGAGUUAAUGUGAGAGUAUAUUAUUCAUAUUCAGAAAAGAAUAGAAUAGACCAUUUGAUUCUUAAACUACAUUGGGUCUUCAUAAUCACUGGAGAAAUAACUGUAAUUGAAUCAAAUUUUGUAUUCUGUAAAAUAAGAGUUGAACACUCAUUAGGGCAAAGAUUGAUUAUUCGAUCACUACUUAUUCCAGUGUUUUCCAUUCUAAAAUACCUAAAGUCAUUAAUGUUAUUUAGACACUUUUUUAUUUUUUUUAACAGGUUUGAUAUAUUUUUUGCCCUUGAGAUUGUACUCUUCUGAUGUAUUUAUUUCAUUUAUUUCUUUAAAUUGGCAUAUUUAUAAAAACAUAUUUAUGAGACAUUCCUUUACAUAAAACAAAAAAACUAAAUUCAUGAGUAAACUUGCAAAUGGUUCACCAGUUUGAAAAUUGUUAACAAUUGAUAUUAAUGAUGUUACACAAUUCCCAAACUUUGAUUUAUGUAUUAUAGCAUACAUGCACUGAUAAUCCUUUGCUUUUGCUACAGUGGCAACUCUGAAACCAAAACAGAAAUUAUCCGAUUCAUGCGUUUUUUUCUUAAAUCAAAGUGUGAAAUAAUGAAUGUAAAGUGCCUGACAGAACUGUUCUCUCCUGCCAAUGUCAAUCAAGUCUCAAAAGAGAAGCAAUAAUGAUGGGUGAUCUAGAUUUUACCAGCACUUGUGGAAAAAAAGUAAUAUAUGGGCUAUUUUAACUUUAACUGUGAAAUAGGAUUUCAUCAAAUGUGGUAAAUUUGGGACCUUAUUUUUAAAAUGGUUAUUGAUUAGCAAAAAGCUGAGUUUCUUUAUAAAUAACAUUAGCUGACCAGAAAAACUGUGAAUUUUUUUCUUAGUCUCUAACAUUUCACUCAGCCUUCAGCUUCUGAGUUGUACAGAACAUACUGUUUGUCCCAGGGAUGAGUGGGAUGGAUGCUAUAGUGCCUUCAGUAUAUCCUAAAUAUGACAUGAAUCUGACUUUUAACGAGGCUUUGACACAAAACAAUUUGGGUUAUAAUUACCCAAUGAUUAAGCAUUAAAGGGCAUUAUAGACCAUGAAGGAAUGCUAUAUUAUGCUCACUAUGACUCAGUGUUAAACGCAGUACUUUUUUAAAGUAUUAAUGACCAGCAUGUGUACUAUUAAAUAAAGAACAAUGCAAAAUUGAAGAUUUUAGGUUUAUAAUCUUGGUCCUAAAUAGUGAAAACGUUUUGUAGUGCAUUGCAGUAUCAAUUCAUUAAGAAAAAAAAUCAGUUGAGCUUUACUUACUUUCCAAUUUCAUUUUUUAAGAUGUGAAAUAUCAUUCCACAACAGGUCUGCUGAUCCUGAUACAGAAUAUCAACAGUGUUGAUACAAAAUUACAGUAUUAUUGGUUUUUCAGAUGUUUUCUCACGGGAACUUGUAACUAGUUUACGAUAAUUCGUAUAAGCGUAUAAUAAAAAUGUAUGAUUAUUAGACUUAACUUAACGUCAAUGGUGCGAAUGCAAAUCUUAAACGUGCGAAUGACAUUGUAUGAUUUCAUACAACUUAUCCACCUCGUAAAAUUAAUACGCAUUGCCGUGAAAUUGUGUUUUGUUGGGUCAAAAAAUUGGGUUUUUGUCCUGUUCCUUAAUUUCUCUUGGGGAGAACUAUAUACAAUCAACAGAAAGCUUUUGUGUUGCUUGGCCACUAAACAACUUUACAAUGUAAACUGUCCCAUUACUUGUCUACGCCGCUAUAUUAGUUACAAGAGUUCAAUAAACAACAUAAAACCAACCUUGACUCCAUCAGUCUUGUCAACUUUGGUCAAAAAAACACAAAAACAUGCAUCCCCAAUUACAGUACCAGGUGUUCUAAUGAAACAUGGUAAACAAUGGAAGCAAUUGGAACAUAAUAAGGACAACCAAAAGCAUAAUCGCAGUAAACAAGGUAAAAUAGCCAACCACAGUAUACAAAGCUGAGUUUUCUUUUUAAUGAUAGAAAAAGCAGAAAAGAAAUAGAAGUCAGAACUUAUCGUUCAUGUGCUGACAGGAGGGUUUUUUCAGCCGAUUCUUAAAGAUGGAUACAGAAUCUGCUGAUCUUGUAGCAGCAGGAAGGUCAUUCCACAAAUGUGGGACAUAUCCAGAAAAGGUACGUGAGAUGGGAUCUUUUUGGGAUGGCACAACAAGACGUUGUUCAUUUGCAGAGCGUGGUGAUCUGGAGGGUACAUAUGUCUGUAUAAGCGAGUGAAGAUAUGUGGGUGGUCUUGUAUCCCAGCAGCAGAGUCUUGAAUUUGACGCGAGCAACUAAAGGGAGCCAAUGUAAUGAAGGGAGAAGUGACGUGUGCUCUCUUUGGUUCAUUGAAGACCACUCUUGCCGCUGCAUUCUGGAUAAUCUGCAGAGGUUUAGUUGUGCAAGCUGGAAUUCCAGCCAGUAGCGCAUCACAAUAGUCCAGCCUGGACAGAACAAGAGCUUGGACUAGGACUUGCGUGGAAUGAUGGACAGGAAAUUUUCCUAAUGUUGUUGAGGAUAAAUCUACACGUCUGGCUGGUGCUAACAUGAUCCGUGAAGUGUAGCUGAUCAUCGAUUCCCACUCCCAUGUUUCUGGCCAUUCUAGAAGGUGUGAUGGUUGAUGAGCCUUGUUGAAUGGAGAGGUUGUGAUGAAUUUUUGGGUCGGCCGAGAUUACAAGCAGUUCUGUUUUUGUAAGGUUCAGAUGCAGGUGAUGGUCCUUCAUCAAGAGCGAAAUGUCGGCUCGGGAUGUAGAAACAGUCGGAUUGUCAGGCUGAAAUGGCAGGUGGAGUUGUGUAUCAUCCGCAUAGCAGUGAUAGGAAAA